Molecule: messenger RNA, 757 nt
Organism: Sinocyclocheilus rhinocerous
Lineage: Eukaryota; Metazoa; Chordata; Actinopteri; Cypriniformes; Cyprinidae
Product: L-rhamnose-binding lectin CSL2-like
Exons: 9
Coding region: 15-683 (222 amino acids)
Molecular function (GO): carbohydrate binding
Source: RefSeq, a predicted model, not a curated record
UUCUUUUUGUUCACAUGUACCAAUCUACCAUGCUGUUGCAAAAGCUAAGCGGGAUCACUUUGCUGCUGUUGCUGUGUCAACAUGCAUGUUUCCUGUCUGCAAGUAAUAAAGGGAAAAAAUCAGUGACCUGUGAAGGAGGAUCUGUGUUCCUCAGUUGUGACUGGGGAUUCAUACAUGUCCUUGAUGCCAACUAUGGACGGACUGAUGGCACAAUAUGCUCUGCUGGGAGACCAUUUGGGCAGCUCUCAAAUGUUCACUGCUUCCAAGAAACAUCCCUCCGUACGAUGUCCGUAAGGUGUAAUGGGAAAAAAAGCUGUUCUGUUUCUGCAGUGAACUCAGUUUUCUCUGAUCCAUGUCAUUGGACUUAUAAAUACCUGCAAUUGUCUUAUGAGUGUCGCCCAUUUAAACAAAGCAUAACUUGUGAAGGUACCCAAAGUGUCAUUUCCUGUGAGAAUGGUGUUAUUGCUGUUCAUCAUGCCAAUUAUGGACGGCGGGAUCUUGGAACCUGCCCUGAUAAACAUGUAACAACAUCAGAUUGUUACUUUACACAGACCGCCAGUAUGAGUUCCAGGUGCAAUGGAACGAGGUCUUGUUAUCUAGAUGCUUCAAAUUCGGUGUUCUCUGAUCCGUGUGAAUACGUCUAUAAGUACCUGGAAGUGACGUACUCCUGCCAAAGAGUUUAGCAUGAGCUGCAUCAAUCGGUGAGGAAACGACCCGGAAGAGCAGAAGCAGCACAUGCUUUUCUUCAGCACUGCCA